UGCGGAGGAGAGGAAGACAUUAAAGAGAGAGAGAGAGAGAGAGAGAGAGAGAGGCUGGCCCGUCCUUUAAUGCGGCUCUACUAACAUUUCACAGCGGAGAGGAGGAGCAGACAGGACGGUGAAUCCAGAGAAGGAAGAGACAGAGACGGAGAACAGUAACAAAGCUGUGUGAGACGCACCCGGGUCGCUUCUAUCAUCUGAAUCACGGAGGUGGUCUCACCGACGUAGCGAGCAGCAUCACCCCACCUCCUGCGCAUCAUUCGCGGCUCCGCACCGCAGCUGCCCGGGGAGAAGACUAUCCGCAUCUUUGCAAGGCCCAGACUGAAUGCCUCCUCUUCCUGUGAGAUAAAGUGAAGAGGUUCUGAUCCUAUCUGCACCUGAUCUGUUCGUGAUUCUGUUGUAAUCCAUCAGGAUCCAGAUGAUGGAGCACUUGCUAUGUCUGCUGGUCCUCAGCUUAGUAGCCCUGAGGGAAGCUGUCGGUGGAGACGUGUGUGUAUCGGGUCAUGACAGCGGGCCAGUGUUUGAAGAACAGCCGAGCAGUUUAAUCUACCCAGAGGGCCUAAUUGAAGGCAAGGUGACCCUCAGCUGUCAAGCCAGAGCCAGUCCAGCUGCAUCCUACAGAUGGCUUGUGAAUGGCACAGAGGUCCCAUUGGGUUUGGACCUGCGCUAUACCCUGGUGGCUGGUAGCCUGGUGAUCAGCAGCCCUGAGUCUAUUCGAGACACAGGCUCCUAUCAGUGUCUGGCCAUCAACCGUUGUGGCACCAUCAUCAGCCGAGCAGCUAACCUCAAAUUUGGCUACCUCCAUGACUUCCCACCAGAUAGCAGGAGUCCUCAGACAGCAUAUGAAGGCAUAGGAACUUUCCUGGCCUGCCAGCCACCUGUACAUUACCCAGCUCUGUCCUACCGCUGGUUAAUCAACGAAUUUCCCAACUUCAUCAAGACGGACGACGGCCGCUGGUUUGUAUCGCAGGUAACAGGGAACUUGUACGUGGCCAAAGCAGAACCAAACGACACCGGAAACUACUUCUGCUUCACCACCAUCAAUUUGGACAUCAGCACCAAGAGCACCUUCAGCAAGGCCAACCAGCUCACUGUGCUGCCUGAUGCCAAUCCCAGAAAGUCAGCUCCGAGCAUCAAAGUGCGCUUCCCAGCAGAAACCUAUGCCCUAGCAGGACACACCACUCAGUUAGAGUGCUUUGCCUAUGGAAAUCCAGUCCCAAAACUGCGAUGGAGGAAGGUGGAUGGCUUGAUGCCGUCCAAGGCAGGCUUAAGUGCUGAGAGUCCCACCCUCAUCCUGCCAGAACUCUCCUUCGAUGAUGAGGGUGUUUACGAGUGUGAGGCCUACAACUCAGAGGGAAGCGACACAUACCAGGGACGCAUCAACGUGCAAGCUCAGCCAGAGUGGUUACAGGUGAUGAGCGACUCAGAGGUGGAGAUCAGUUCAGAGCUUCUUUGGAGCUGUGUUGCUGCUGGUAAACCCCGGCCCUCCAUACGCUGGCUACGCAAUGCACAGCCACUCAGCACACAGGACCGGGUGGAGGUGAACGGGGCUCGUCUUAAGAUCAGUAACCUGGCCCUGGAGGAUUCUGGGAUGUACCAGUGCGUGGCUGAGAACAAACAUGGCACCAUCUACUCAACUGCCGAGCUCAGAGUCCAAGUUCAGGCUCCAGACUUCAGGUUGAAUCCAGUAAGGAGACUGAUCCCAGCAGCCAGAGGGGGGCAGGUGAUGAUCGAAUGUCGCCCUCGAGCUGCCCCGAAGCCCAGCCUGUUCUGGAGCCGCGGGACUGAGCUGCUCAUCAACAGUAGCAGAGUCACAGUAACUCCAGACGGCAUCUUAUGGAUCCACAACAUCAGCAGGGCAGACGAAGGGAAGUACACCUGCUUUGCUGAAAACUACCUGGGCAAAGCUAACAGCACUGGACACCUGUCUGUCAGAGAUGCAACUAAGAUCACGUUGGCUCCUUCUAACGCUGACAUCAAUCAAGGGGAGAAUGUGACACUGCAGUGUCACGCCUCCCACGACCCCACCAUGGACCUGACCUUCACCUGGGCCCUCAACGGGGUCCUGCUGGACCUGGAGGACACAGCGGGGCCGUACCACCGGGUGGAGGGGAAGGAAAACAUUGGUGACCUGUUGAUUGUGAACGCUCAUCUGAGUCAAGCAGGGACGUACACCUGCACAGCUCAGACUGUGGUGGACAGCGCCUCAGCUUCAGCUAAACUGGUGGUUCGAGGCCCCCCGGGACCUCCUGGAGGUUUAUUGGUAAAGAAUGUCGCUGAGACGUCGGUGGAGCUCAGGUGGAGUCGUGGCUACGAUAACCACAGUCCGAUUGGCAAAUAUGUCAUCAUGGGCCGAUCACUGCUGUCAUCAGAGUGGAAGAAGAUGAGAACAGAUCCGGUGAACAUCGAGGGGAAUGCAGAGUCGGCUCGUGUGAUGGGACUGAUGCCCUGGAUGGAUUAUGAAUUCCAGGUCAUCGCCAGCAACAUUCUGGGCAGCGGAGAGCCCAGCAUGCCCUCACACACCAUCCGCACACAGCAAGCAGCUCCUACAGUGGCCCCCAGUGGUCUUGGAGGAGGAGGAGGAGACCGCAACGAACUCAUCGUUACCUGGACGCCCAUGGCCAGAGAGUACCAGAAUGGAGAUGGCUUUGGCUACAUCCUGGCAUUCAGGAAGAAAGACUCAUCAUCUUGGACAGUGUUACGUAUUCCUCACGUGGAGUCAUCGCGUUACGUUUACUACAAUGACAGCCUGACGCCGUAUAGUCCCUUCGAGGUGAAGAUCAAAGCUUACAACCGCAGAGGAGAAGGUCCGUUCAGUCAGAUCGCUGUGGUCUACUCUGCAGAGGAAGAGCCAACAGUAGGACCAUCAAACAUCAACGCCACAGCACUGACUGCCUUUGAGAUCCAGGUUUCAUGGGAGCCCGUCCAGCAGCUCAGCGCCAAUGGCAUCCUCAGAGGAUAUGAGAUCAGGUACUGGCGGCAGCAUGAGCGGGAAGCAGCAGCAGACAGAGUGCGGACAGCUGGACUGGAAACAAUAGCCAGAGUGUCUGGACUUAGACCCAGUACUCGAUACCAUGUUGCUGUGCUGGCAUACAACAGUGCAGGCACCGGGCCGCCCUCGCCACGCACCACCGUCACCACCAGGAAACCACCUCCUAAUCGUCGUCCAGGCAACAUGUCAUGGAAGACUGAUGGCUCAUGGGUAACAGUGAGGUGGGAUCAUGUGAAAGCCAUGCACAAUGAGUCGGCUGUACUGGGCUACAAAGUUCUGUACAAACAUGAGGGCCAAACAGCACUGAAGGUUCUGGACAAGGCCAAGACCUCAGUGAGCCUGCCGCUGCCAAAAGACAAUGGCUAUGUUGUGUUGGAGAUCAGGUCCUGGGGAGAGGGCGGGGAUGGGCCAGCACAUGAGAUUAUUGUGUCCCGGGACUCAGGCACUGGAAUGAUGGUGCAGAACGAGGCCUCCUCCACACUCUGCAGCCCUACUCUCCACCUCCUCAUUGGCUUGGUUCUCCUUGUGCCAUCAUCAGGCCUGUGAUCUCUGCCAAUUUGUGGACUUUUUGCUUUUAAUGGCUUGAAACUAAAGCUGUCCUGUGUCUCAGCCUGUGUUUUGGGUCGUUGUGGGUUCCAGUGGACGGGGAAGGUUGUAGCACUGCAGGGAUUGGACGGGUGGGAGAGGAAGGAGGGGUUUUAGUUUUCAUUUUUUUUAAACAAUAACAACGAAGAGGGUCUUUUUUAACAUAAAGUCUGGCUGGGUUGGAGGGGUUGGGGGAGCAGGGCAGCCCUGUCUGGGUGUGUAUUUGUGUACGGGUGUCAGUAAAACCAUGCCUUAUGGGGACCAUCACAUCUGUGGCUGACACGUCUCAUACGCGUGUCCUUCCAAAGUGUAGCUGGCGAGACACAGACUUCAGGUGUAAAUUAUUCAUAGAAUCAAUGAUGUGUAUAACUUGUGUACAUACAGUACAGUCUGAUAUGUGAUGGGUGUCUGCCUGUUCACUCUGAGAGCAACUCCACAAGUCUCUGUGUUCUGACUGGCAGUGGGUGGUGUCAAAAUAGCUCUUCAUGCAUUUUUCACUGCUUGGUAUGUACUGUCAGAAUUUUAUGGUCACUUUUCUCCACAUUUUGAAAAACCUGGAAAUUUCUUUUAAAAACCCUAUGAUAUGAUUACCCUAUGAAGUCAGUAGAUUGUCCGGAGAACAAUUAUUUGUCUUGGAAAACUUUUGAAAUUAAAUUCAGAUGGCUGCACAAACAUACUGUAGCCACUAAGUAUUGUAUACAUCUUACCAAAUUGACACCAUAUUGACACCAAGCACUACUAUCAACUAAGUCAACAGCACAGACUGUAUAUAAAAAUAGACGAUGCGUCGCUGCUUCUACCGUACAAAAAUAAAGCCAAAACAUCUUGGAUACAGCCACUGCCAUCUUGCGCUGGUGACAUCAUUUGAAGCCAGAGUCUGCGCAGUAGUGAUCUCUGUGGUAUCGAGUUCCCGCCCAUACACCCAUCCGACCAAUCGCAAGCAGCGCCUUUGAUCGUAGGCACAUCGAUUAGCACACACAGCUGUCAAUCAUGAUGUCAAACACUCUUUUUAUAGCAUCAAAUAACUACUAUAACCAACUCUAUCAGAAACAAGGAACACUUGAAAACGACAGCAACGUGGUAUAAAAUAAAAUGACAGAAACCAUGUUUGAGAAAACAAAUUAUUGCCGUGUAGUUUGAGCUGUCUGUCCUCCUGUCUGUACCAUCCUUGUGAACACAAUAUCUCAAGACUGCCUCAAGGGAAUUUCUUCAGAUUUGGCACAGUGAUGUUUACAGCGUUUAAAAUGAAUCUACCUAUUUCCAUACGUUAAGCCAAAAAUGCCAAGCGCUCCUCAGGAAACGCCCAGCUGGGAGCGUUUAAGAGCGCUUUGGAGGCACAAUGUUUUUCAGCUGAGAUGCUCUGGGUGUGACUGAUGGCUAUGAUACUGAGUAUCUGUGGGAGUUCUUACUUUGGAUGAAGGGAAGGCUGAAGCAUGCAGGGAGAGAGGAGGGAUCCGCCAGUCUGUGUGGGUUUAUGAGAGGACACAUAAUAUACUGUACAUACAUUAUAUUAACAGAGUUUUCCUCCAUUGUUGUUGUUGAGCACUUGUACAUGUAAGAUGUGUUGGUAUGUCUUCGCAGUAUUUUUCCCUCCUCCACUGUGACUGAACGACUGAAGUAACAGUGAUAAGCGCAUCAACUCUUGGCACUCAGAAAAAACAAAAUGCCCAACAGGCUGUUCUCAGUGCAGAAUUUACACCCAGCACCUUGUCACACUGCAUUUGUAGUGCAGUGUCUAUAGUGCAGCGUAAAUCUGCGACGCUCCUAUUGCAAAGAAUUUAAAAGAUAUGCUGAAGAAAUGCUUCAGUGGACAUGGACAUCAGUGUUGCCUUGGUGCACGUUGUUUCAGGUGGACACAUACCAUUACGUCAGGGUAGAACAUUGCUCUGUUUCCCAAAACUGUCCUGAAAAGCAGCAUCAGUUUUGCUCCCUGCAUUAGUAGUUUCUGUAAACUGCACCUCGUCCCUUACCUCUGUAUUUACAACAUGUCCACUGUGGGCAGUAGGCAGUAGUUGACUUCAAAUGAUGUGAUGUGAUGCAGCUGGUGUUUAUUGCAGACUGAAAAGACAUCAUCAAAGAGAAUUCUGUGUCAUUUUGACCUCUCCCUACAGAAAAGGCUGCAAAGGGUCAUAACAAAAUGUAUACGGACAAAGUUUCCCAACUUCAUAGAUUUCUGUUUGUGUUUGAGAUCAUAUGACAUGGAUUCAAAUCCAAAACAGUUGUAAAGUUUCAUCUAAUAAUUCAUUUACUUUGUUAAUCAUCUCAGUAACCCAAAUAUCACUGACACAACGUUCAGAUUUAUCUACAAACAUACAUCUACCCAACUGAACUUGACUUGCUGGUCUUGUCGCUCUCAGAGUGAACACAGAAAAAGAGUCACUCAUUGAAGCACUGAAGAACUUUUUAUUGUUGAUUUUCAGCUCCUGCUCAUGUCUGUAUGCUUGUUUGUGUUUUUGUCUUGGCUGUAAUUAUAGCAAGCUGCAGAAAUAUGUCACUGGUCCAAAUGAAUGUUUACAUUUUCUAUUUUGUAGGUCUCAUAUUUGGGGGGAGGUAUAAGUUGGAUGGAUGGAGGAUGUAUUUAAUUAUUUGUUUACAUUUGUUGUGCCUGCAUUGUUUGAAUAUUUCCAACAACAAUGUAAAAAUGCUUCUGUUUAGUGUUUAUUGGGUUUAUCUCAGCUGUUUUUCUGCUGGUGGGUUGAUAUAAAAAUGCCCGGGGCAGCAAGGAUGAGUCACUGCUACAGAUGAAAGCGUUGGUCACCAAAGUUAUCAGAGAGUACAGUUAACAGUAUCAUAUAUCGUUCUCAUUGUAAUCCUGUCUAUCAGCUCUUAUGUAACAUGCCUAGUUCACUGCAGUUCACAGGAAGGAUGUGACCUCCAGCGUUCUGUCUGUCACUCAGUCUUGCAGUAUUCUUUAUCCUGUCCAGGUCAGGUCUGGUCAGCAUGUCAAAAAUCAACAUCAAGUGCUUACAAUUUCUCUUUUGUUGCUGCCUUAUUUUUUUGUUGAUUUGCUCAGAAAUGUCUGAACUGUUUGUUGUCAGCAAUUUAAUGCUCAAAACUUCAGAGGGUAACAUGCUUUGGGUUUAGACAGUCCUCGUAGAGUCACUAACAACUGGAAUACAGGGUUUGGGUUUUCUGUACCUGCCAACAAAAAACAGCCCAGUCUACUUUAAAGGAGUUUUUACUUUAUGUUGUACAAUAACUUGUGUUUCCAUUACCUCAGUCUAUCUCGAAUGUUAACAAAGUACAGCAUGAAAGUUAAUUCUUGAUCCUGGAAACAGUCAUUUUACAAAAUCAACUUAAGAUCCAUCUGCUAGCUUUCAUACAUUUCUCAUAGUUUUUCUUAAACUCCACCCACUGAGGAAAACCAUGAUGGUGAAAGCUCUGGAAAUAGCCAGUUUCAGAUCAAAUUCUUCAUAUACAAGUCAAAAGCCAAAGUGUUAGGAGCUGGUGAAUCACAGAAAAACAAGGGUAAAAGGAUUUACCCUUAAAGGUUCUGUAUGUGACAUUCAGAGCAUUAAUAAAGCAGCAAACUAUUAUUUGCUAUGUAAAGAUACAAGGGGGUAAUGGGGUCCUGAGCAGAGAAUGAAGUCCCACUCCCUCUGUGUGUGUUGUAAUCUGAGCUUCUCUAUGGUUUGUUGGGGUAAGCCGGUCAGGCUGCACAUGCAUAUUAAUACAUGUGUAUCCCACUGGCUAGCUCAUCACCAUUGCUUUACACUGUGCCAAGACCCCAGGAACAGUGCUGGGCUUUGAAGCCAAUUUUACAAAGUGGCCAAACGUGGAAUUACAACUUCCAGGUUCAGCAUGUGAUGCCACUGGACCCAAAAAGACUUUUUCCUAUUGACUUACAUUAGGAAAGAGACGUCUUUAAAUGGAUACCAGCGUAGUGGUGUAGUGGAAAUUGAUAAAGUGGGUGUGCUACUAGGUAGAUGUUAGAUUACCUAAGAGGAAGUGGGUAUAUUCUCCAAUAUAAUCCAGUGGCUUUCUGGCUGGUAGGUGUACUAUAAACAGCUUUAAAAAAAAAAGAGGCAGGUAUACCCACGCACACCCUCUGCUACACCACUUGUGGAUACAUUUUUUUUGAGCAUCACAACCCUCACGAAACAACUUAUUUUGCUUUUGGGAUUUCAUCCAUUCUGUCUGAUAACUCCUCAUUCAGAUUAGGAGAGGACUAAACCAAAAAUGGGCCGCUUGGCUAGCAUAAGUCUCUGAAGCGCUUGCUCAGUGGGCUCAAUGAUUAAGAAUGAUGGAAAUUUUGUACCCUGAAAAUUGAGCUGUUUUGGCUUUAUGUGCCACUGAUCACCAACUUUUAUAGGAAUGAACAGGGCCCCGCCUUCAGUGCUGUAUCCAGUCCUCUUAAUACAUCAGUGCAGUGUGUUCAUGUGCCAGCUACCGCUGUCUUUGUGAAAGCGUAGUGCCCACCCUCAGGUUUCCCCCUGGUUAAUACCAAUAGCUCUGUCAGCACUGUUGACUUUGUUUAUGAAGUUAGCACCAUUAGCUGCUAGCUGCUGGCUCAGCCACAUCCAUGUUGAGAACUGUGUUCAGACAACUCAUAUGCUCUGGAUUCUGCAUAGAGCCCCUUUAGGGUACAGAUACACCAGUUUGUUUUCUGGUCUGCAUGGAUGUGUAUUUUCCACACUCGUGGGAAAAGACUUAAUAAAUGUUUUUCAAAUGCCAAAUGUGAACAAACUUGUGAGUUAAAUUUAAAGGUUAUCAGUUUCCCAUGACCUUUUGAUAGGAGAUCCAGAUGAACUCACAAGCUUAAGUUAAUGGUCUGGACAACCAGAACUUUUAUGUGUACCUCAGUAUUACAUUUUAUUCUUAUUUAUUUUAUUAGUCAACCUGAUUGAUGUGCUUUAUUUUUUAAGGAACAUGCAACUUUUAAUCACAUAUUUCAUAUUUUUGCUCUUUUCGUAUCAUUGAAUUUACAUUAAUUUGGUUGUAUUAGGCAAACUAGGAAGUAUCAUUUUCUUUGAGCACUGGAAAGCAGAAUAUCACAAAUGUCAAAACAUUUACACCCUAUACCUGUCAUUAUUAUUCAUGAUUACAUGAUCUUUGGUUAGUAAAAAGUAAGGUUUCAAUUUAGGUUAGACCAAUAUUGAUAACUUGGGCUGACACUUCUCAGCUCUUGUCCAGCAUGGUCCACCUCCUACAAUGAUUUCACAGCUCUGGUCUAAAUACAGUUUCUGGGUUUGCUAUAAGUUACAAUGCUGAAUUGUUGGUGUCAGCCUUCAAAAACAAAAUUGGUCUAAACCUGGAUUUAAAUCACCAUCACUGUUUAUUACUCAGAAUUGACGAGCCUCACAGCUGUUUCAUCUCUGCUGCAGUCCAAAAGUUGGAAAAGCUCCCAGAACUGUUGAAUGAUGUCCUGCUUUUGUGUUUUUACUCUGUACAAAGUCUUUUCUCAAUGCCUUUAGUAUUCAUUGAAGAGCCAUAAAGUCAUUUCACCAUGUCUGGGUGCCCAGUCACUGAAUGUUCUGGAGGACUGACUGGUCUCACCACUCACUCAAGGUGGUAACAGUGAGUCUGUGUUUCAUAUGGCUUGGGUGAUUGCCCUGGAUAAUGUUGCCUUUGGGCCUUUUCAAAAUUGUGAUUGAAUGGAAAUGUGAGGGAGGGG
Messenger RNA from Epinephelus moara (kelp grouper), 9191 nucleotides. RefSeq names its product contactin 2 (gene cntn2). The coding region runs from base 419 to 3538 and encodes 1039 amino acids. The record is from RefSeq and is a predicted model, not a curated record. The transcript is spliced from 23 exons. Gene Ontology annotation, biological process: brain development; cell-cell adhesion. Lineage: Eukaryota; Metazoa; Chordata; Actinopteri; Perciformes; Serranidae. Gene Ontology annotation, molecular function: cell-cell adhesion mediator activity.